This is a messenger RNA of Arabidopsis arenosa, 795 nucleotides long. Lineage: Eukaryota; Viridiplantae; Streptophyta; Magnoliopsida; Brassicales; Brassicaceae. The record is from the annotation of a GenBank genome assembly.
GCUUCCCUUGGAGAUUUCGAAACCAAGUUUACAACAAUGUCUCAAGGAUGGUUUUCGAUGAGCGGGAGUAGCAGCGGAGAUCAGCAGCAGGAGCAGCAGCAAUCGGGUUCGUCUCUGCUCGCGGAUUGGAAUUCUUACGCAGCCUCUAGAGAUUUCGAGGAAAGUAGCGGGAGCUUCGGUUUUGAUAUCGAAUCCGCCGUUAGAUCUGCCAAUGACACUGUUUCUGGCACCUUCAGUGUGGUUUCAAAGGGAGUUAGAGAUAUCCCGGGGAGCCUGCAGUCAGCAACCAGCAGUAUGCCUUCAGGAAAAGCGCUCAUGUAUUUCGGUUUACUUCUCGCAAGUGGUGUUUUCUUCAUCUUCAUUGCCUUCACAAUGUUUCUUCCAGUCAUGGUGCUUAUGCCACAGAAAUUUGCCAUUUGUUUCACCCUUGGAUGUGGAUUUAUCAUUGGAUCCUUCUUCGCACUUCGUGGCCCAAAAAACCAGCUCGCGCACAUGUCAUCGAUGGAGAGGCUUCCUUCAACCCUAGGUUUCAUUGCCACCAUGGUUGGUACCAUAUACGUAUCGAUGGUUCUCCACAGCUACAUUCUCUCGGUGCUCUUCUCCGUGUUACAGGUUCUUGCACUGGUUUACUACUGUAUAUCCUACUUUCCUGGUGGAUCAUCCGGCAUGAGGUUCCUCAGUUCUGCUCUCACCUCAUCGGCGCUAAGAGUUUUCGGGAGAUGAGCUUUCGCGGCCAAUCUGGGAAAGAGAACAAUACUUUACUUGUUGGUGUACAAAGAAAGAUGUCGGAGCGUU